This is a messenger RNA of Saccostrea cuccullata (small rock oyster), 2378 nucleotides long. RefSeq names its product sodium/potassium/calcium exchanger 3-like. The transcript has 9 exons. NCBI's taxonomy places the organism in Eukaryota, Metazoa, Mollusca, Bivalvia, Ostreida, Ostreidae. Gene Ontology annotation, biological process: intracellular calcium ion homeostasis; calcium ion transmembrane transport. Gene Ontology annotation, molecular function: calcium channel activity; calcium, potassium:sodium antiporter activity. The record is from RefSeq and is a predicted model, not a curated record. Gene Ontology annotation, cellular component: plasma membrane. The coding region runs from base 490 to 2256 and encodes 588 amino acids.
CACCGUAUGACGAUUGGAAAAACGGUUGAACUCUCAUUGUUACAAUUAACAGAACAUAAUGAGUUUUCCACAAAAUAACAUGUCGUCCAUUGGAACGGUUUAGGCCUUAGAUUAUAAAAAAAGAGAAAAUCGAGAGAAUUUAAUGAGGUAUCGCCUGUUAACUUUCUUUUAGUGUUUUAUAUUAGAAAAGAUGGUUCAAUAUUGGACGGAUCGUGGAUAAAUAUAAGAGGCGCGUUAACGGUAAUAUUGGAGAUUUAUAUUACAUUUGAUUAUUGCGAUGAUACACAUUAUCGUGUGAUAAGUUGGCUAUUUACGGUGUAUUGAGAUGCUGUGCGGUCUGUCUGUCGCUGCGAUAACAUAGAUAGAUAGUGGACAGUAGCUGUCGUACUAUAGAGUCUCCGAUAUACCUAUAGUUUUACAACAGUGCUCCGUACGCCCUCAGUUUACUGUCGUCAAUGAAAAUUGAGUGGAGACAUUUCAAUUCUCGGAAUGGAAAAAAAUGACACCAGGCAGGUAGAGUGUACAAGAAUUCUGCUCCAAGAUGACGGAGAUUUUAACACCGUCCGGACAUGUGACAAAAAGGCAUGCUGGAGAUCCAAGAAAAAGAGCGCCAAGUUACUGUGUCUAGCGCUUCUAUAUGUGGGGUUUGUUGUGUGUAAUGUUCUAAGUCGGGUGUACAACGAAAUCCAAAAACAGGAAGUGGACGGGUAUAAUGAGGUCAUACGGGUCAAAAGAAACGCCGAAAUUGAUGUCCUGAAAAUUAACGGAUCGCUGGAACAAGAUUUUCAAGAUGAUUUGGAGGAAAAGAACUGUACAGAACGCUCCGUGGAAGAGUUCCCCGGAAAUUUUAUGUCUUUCGAGGAAACUCGGGAUGGGGGCGUGUUCGCUCAUAUUCUUAUUGUUCUUUACGUAUUUGGAGCCUUAGCCAUUGUGUGUGACGACUACUUUUGUGCUUCUUUAGAAAUUAUAUGUGACGAGUUGAAUCUACAAGAAGAUGUCGCAGGUGCUACAUUUAUGGCGGCUGGCAGCUCAGCUCCAGAAUUCUUCACGGCUUUAAUAGGUGUCUUUAUCGCCGAGAGUGACGUGGGGGUAGGGACAAUUGUUGGAUCAGCCGUCUUCAACAUCCUAUUUAUUAUAGGAGUUUGUGGACUCUUUGCAGGAAUGAUUGUGCGGUUAACCUGGUACCCGGUCCUACGUGACACUGUCUUCUACCUCCUAUCCGUUACAGCGCUAAUCCUCACCAUAUACGACAACGAAGUUCAGUGGUACGAAGGCUUUAUCCUGGUAGCCAUGUAUAUUAUGUACAUCAUUUUGAUGUAUUUUAACAAAUCAAUUGAACCCUUCAUGGAGGGACUACUCAAGAAAAUCAAGGCCCGAAAACACGCCAAAAAACAUCGACACGAAGACCAUAACUCCAACCAAACCGAGGCUGCCAAACCUCUGUAUUAUGAAAACAGCAAAUCAACACCUAAUGGUUCCCCCAACUCAAACGACGAUGAAACAACAUUUAGUGUUAGAAAAGAGGAGGAAGAGGAAAGUGUUAGCGAGGAUAAAGAUACUGAUGAGGACGAGAGAGAUUUCCACCCACCAGAGGGGCACAAAGAUUCCAAAGAGUACGAGUCUCCGUGGAAAAUUCCAGACACGUUCCCAAAGCGCGUGUUUUGGGUGGCCAUGAUUCCAAUGCACGCCAUGUUCUUCGUAACUAUUCCGGAUUGUCGGCGGCCCGGUAAAUGGCACAAGACGUACCCCUUGACCUUUGUGAUGUCGAUUGCAUGGAUCGCCGGGUUGUCUUACAUCAUGGUAUGGAUGGUGACUGUUGCAGGUGAUGCCCUAGAAAUUCCGGAGACAGUAAUGGGACUCACUCUGUUAGCAGCAGGUACCAGUGUACCAGACUGUCUUUCAAGUCUCUUUGUAGCAAGAGACGGUUUAGGAGAUAUGGCGGUCUCUAACUCCAUAGGGAGCAAUGUAUUUGACAUUUUGAUGUGUUUGGGUCUCCCCUGGUUGUUAAAAUCCCUCAUCCUAGAAAGUGGAGACCCCAUCCCUAUAAAAAGCGAAGGACUGACUUAUUCCGCCAUUACUUUGUUAUCAACAGUUGUAUUCCUAAUCAUCGCCAUGUUUGUUACAAAAUGGCGGCUAAACAAAAAGUUCGGUGUCGUUUGUUUGUUGGUUUACGUUGUUGUAAUAGUCUUUUCCUGUCUUUAUGAACUGAAUGUAUUCGGAAACUUCAACGUAGCCGACUACUGUCCGAGGGAAUGAUUUAUAUACCUGGUAGUUCAAGAGAAACGUCACGUAAAAAAAAAAGAUAUAAUAUAAAAUUUACUAGACAAGUACUCAAUCAUAUUGCAAAAUGUUUUUUAAACAGAGACUUCUUCAAAGUG